AUGAAGUUAAGAUUUGCUUACUUAAAUUGUUUUAGAAGACAAGCACGUAGAUUUAACUUUUUUUUACCAGUCAGCAUUCAAAAGAGAAAAAGAUUUGUUACAGCCUCCACUCGGGCUGCACCCCCAGCAGCCUUGCGGUCAAGCCACUUGGCCUGGUGGGGACACGUUCUUCGGAAAAUCAUUGGCAAGGAAAUCCCAGCCAAAAUCAUUUCUGAGGACAAUCCGUGUCUUGCUUUCCAUGACAUUUCCCCUCAAGCACCAACGCAUUUUCUAGUGAUACCUAAGAAACAUAUAUCCCAGAUUUCUGUAGCAGAAGAUGAUCAUGAAAAUCUUCUUGGACAUUUAAUGAUUGUUGGCAAGAAAUGUGCUGCUGAUCUGGGCCUAAAGAAGGGUUACCGCAUGGUAGUGAAUGAAGGCACAGAUGCGGGGCAGUCUAUCAUGUUCAUCUUCAUGUUCUUGGAGGUUGGCAGAUGA
Myotis daubentonii (Daubenton's bat) is the source of this 474-nucleotide messenger RNA. RefSeq names its product adenosine 5'-monophosphoramidase HINT1-like. Bases 1 to 474 code for a protein of 157 amino acids. The record is from RefSeq and is a predicted model, not a curated record. NCBI's taxonomy places the organism in Eukaryota, Metazoa, Chordata, Mammalia, Chiroptera, Vespertilionidae. The transcript has a single exon.